AUGUUUUGCCAUUGUGAAGACAUUGGUAUUGUAAGUCUUGUACAUGAUAAUACACAAUUACCGCCUAUUGAAGCAGCUGGUAUAGAAUUGGCACCAGGACGAAAACAUAAAUUAGGCUACAAAAAGAAAACAGCUUACUUUUCACCUGCACCAUAUACGACAUGCACUGAUAAAAUUCCUAUUUUGAUCCAUGCAAUAUUUGAUAAUUAUUAUGGUGGUGAUUAUGGCUAUUCUGAAACAAUUUGUUAUCAAAUUUGUGAACAAGUAUAUGAACAGUGUGGUUGUGUUAAUCUUAAUCUAUGA
Molecule: messenger RNA, 303 nt
Organism: Rotaria sp. Silwood2
Lineage: Eukaryota; Metazoa; Rotifera; Eurotatoria; Philodinida; Philodinidae
Source: the annotation of a GenBank genome assembly